AUGUCUGCACGAAAUUAUAUAUUAUCGGCACGAGAAAGAAAUAUCAGCAAAGUUAUUGAUUAUUUACCUCAAAUAAAUUACCAAAAGUCAGGGUAUCGUUCAGGACAAGAACUGGCAGCGCAAUCAGCUAAUGGUACAAAAUUAUUGAACAGGAAUUUAAAUUUUUCCUAUAAAAUUCCACCCUAUGCAACAGAAUGUUUCGACAGGGCUGGCACACCAUUUUCAGAUUUUUUUUCUGAAAGCGAAACAGGUACCCCAGAUCUUCAUAGUGAAGAAAGUGAUAGUAGUUCUGGGUCAGCCUUUAAAAGGAAUACUGCUGAGGCAACUAGAAUAUUGCAAGCGGAAUGGGAUUGUAUAGAGAGGACUAUCUAUGAUGAAGAAGGUGAAAAAUGUAGUCGACCACACAUGAUAGAAGAAUGCAAGCAAUGGAAACAAUUACAUCCACAGCUAAGGGUUAUUGGCAAAGCAUUAAAGUUGCCAGAACAAAGGCUUUCUUAUAAACAAGUGGAACAAGAAGAGUUGAUAGCGAUGCAUUACAGCGACUAUGAUGAGUUCAGUGAAAGUGAAGAAAGGCUUUCUCAGAGCAGUACAGACGUCACACCUCAGAAUUCACCAAGAUUUUCUCAUAUAGAAGACACUUAUGAACCAAAACUGACUAGAGAGAAAGUGUCUUUCAAACUUCAUGAUGAUAUUGAUUUAUCUGAUGCAUUUUGCUCCCUAUUACACAUAACUCCAAUACAUAUCAGGAGUCCUUCACAUAAGAAAAGACCUAACCAAUGUAUAAUGAGAUCGGAUCUUGCUUCAUCCAAAUGGACAAGAAAAAGACCAGAAUCUUCAAUUAAUUAUGACAGAAAUAGUGCUAAGUCAUUGGUUUCUUUAGAUAGAAAUUAUAAUAGUAUUAAUUUUGACAGUAAAAUUCUUAAUGCUCGCAUUUUAACGGCAAAGCAUAGAGAGUUAGCCAAACUUGAACCACUUUAUACACCGGAAUUAGUACAUAAUGAUGGCUUAAGAUUGAAUGGCAUUCAUCCACAGUAUAGUAUUAGGAAGGUAUCAUUGCCACCCCUACUUUUAGACGAAAAACGUAAGGCAUCUAAUGGGUCUGCUAAAAAGAUAGGUAAAAAUAGAAAAGGCACAUCAAAAGGCUAUUUAGAUAGAGCGAAACUUGCAUAA
Molecule: messenger RNA, 1170 nt
Organism: Danaus chrysippus (African queen)
Lineage: Eukaryota; Metazoa; Arthropoda; Insecta; Lepidoptera; Nymphalidae
Source: the annotation of a GenBank genome assembly